AAAAGGAAAUCGGUUUUUCCCUUUCUCACGCACGCCCUCUCUCUCGUUCAUCAUCUCUCUCUCACGCACGCAACGCCACGGCUAGAACCGACCAGUCGGCAGCCAGGUUCUGUCGAUCCCGGCCGCCUCCCGUCCAGCCGUUGUUCGCCACCGGUAAGCGAACUCCCCGUUCUCUCUCUCUCACUUUCUCGAUAGCUAACAGCCGCAGAACUCAGCGCCGCCUUCCAGUGUUCACCCACUCCGCACCGUCGUUCCGUGACCCUUGGACGACCAGUCACUCGCCGCUCCGACCACCGGCUUCCUUCGCGCGCGCCGUCCGUAGGUUUUCUUACAGGCAACAAUGGCGGGAGGCAAGAUGAAAAAGGAGAAGCCAAAAGCAGCGGCGAAGGCUGCAGCACCGUAUCAGGGAGGGAUUUCGUUCCACAAAUCCAAAGGUCAGCAUAUUCUUAAGAAUCCCUUGCUGGUCGACUCUAUAAUUCAAAAAUCUGGAAUUAAGAGCACGGAUGUGAUCCUCGAGAUCGGUCCCGGUACUGGUAAUCUCACCAAGAAGCUUCUAGAAUGUGGUAAGAUGGUUAUUGCUGUCGAACUCGAUCCUCGUAUGGUUCUUGAGUUGCAGAGGCGGUUUCAGGACACUCCCUAUUCUUCUCGCUUGAAGGUUAUUCAAGGAGAUGUACUCAAGACUGAGCUUCCCUAUUUUGAUAUAUGUGUGGCAAAUAUUCCUUAUCAAAUAUCAUCACCUCUAACAUUCAAAUUGCUAAAUCAUCAACCUUCUUUUCGGUGUGCCAUCAUAAUGUUCCAGAGGGAAUUUGCAAUGAGGUUAGUUGCUCAACCUGGGGAUAAACUUUACUGCCGUUUGACUGUAAACACCCAACUCUUAGCUCGAGUGUCUCACCUCCUCAAAGUUGGAAAGAACAACUUUCGUCCUCCGCCUAAGGUGGACUCGUCUGUAGUCCGAAUCGAGCCAAGGAAACCACGUAUUGAGGUGAAGCAGAAGGAGUGGGAUGGAUUUCUGAGGAUCUGUUUCAAUAGAAAGAACAAAACUCUUGGUUCAAUUUUUAGGCAGAAGAGUGUUCUUUCUUUGCUAGAGAAGAACUAUAAAACAUUGUGUUCACUUAAUAUCCUUCAGCAAAGUUCUGUAGGUAAUGAUGAUGAUGGUGUAUUUGAUUAUUCGAGAUUUGGCAAUUCAAAUGAGGAUCAAACCAUGGAAGUAGAUGACGAUGGAGAUGACGAGGAGAUGGAUAUGGAGGAUGGUGAUGUUGAAGAAGGGGAAGCUUCUGAAUUUAAGGGUAAAGUCAUGGGUGUUUUAAAGGAGGGAGAUUUUGAAGAAAAGAGGUCUUCUAAACUCACUUUACAGGAGUUUUUAUACCUACUCUCUUUGUUCAACAAAGCUGGUAUACAUUUUUCUUGAUUUUGUUAUGUAUUUCCCCCAAUAUUCAAUUUUGUUUCUCCCCUUCUGUGUUCUAGGACUCCUUUCUUUCCCCCCUAAAGUAGUAAAGUUAUACCCAAAUUUUGUUGCUCUUUAUUUUCUAGCUUCUCCAAGACUGACAAUUGAAAUGUCAUUCUUAUUCUUAUCUUUUUGUUGUAUUGUACUAAUUGAAGUUUGUAUUAUUUUAUGAUCCAAAUC
This is a messenger RNA of Benincasa hispida (wax gourd), 1624 nucleotides long. It is a transcript of the gene DIM1A, whose product is annotated as Ribosomal RNA adenine dimethylase family protein. NCBI's taxonomy places the organism in Eukaryota, Viridiplantae, Streptophyta, Magnoliopsida, Cucurbitales, Cucurbitaceae. The record is from RefSeq and is a predicted model, not a curated record. Gene Ontology annotation, biological process: rRNA methylation. Gene Ontology annotation, molecular function: rRNA (adenine-N6,N6-)-dimethyltransferase activity. Gene Ontology annotation, cellular component: nucleolus.